GGAGCUACAGUGUGGCCUGAGCAGGCCGAGCCAGCGCCAGUCUCGCCUACAUGACGCCGCCACACACACUCUCACACAGCUGAUCUCAGGGGCUACUGCAACUGCUGCUGUUCACGCCACAGAGCAAGGAGCUGGACGGCGUGUUACGGGAUAGAACAAAUGCAAGGAGAGAAGAGGGCGAAGGAAAGUUGAAGGAACGAAGAGGGGGAGAUUGACCUGAGGUUUUAAAAGAGCAAAGAGGAAGAGGUGAAGUUGUGGAUGAAAUGACAGGUACAGACUCAUGAAAAUGUGCAUUCAUGACUGGAGUCGUUACUAAGGAGCCUUGGAUGGAUAACAGUGCAGCUGGAGGUCAGUGGCAGAUUGACGCCAAUUUUGCAGAAAGGACUAUUACCGAGAAAAUUGAAUCUAGACUCAUUUGGGGGAAGGGGCCAGUUUGGCUGAAUAAAGUCUCCAAGGACACAUUUUUGUUACACUAGCAAGGUGAAACCCGAUAUUAUUAUCAAGAGCCACAGCUCAACUGUCACCUGGAAAUCGGACAUUUUGAACACUGCAAAACUAAAGCCACCCCAGCCACUCUUUGGGCAGCUGUCACUGUUGAGAUGAUUCACAACACACUCAAGUCCACCCAGCCGUCGGAGCACAGCCCCAGGAGCACACACUCAGCCGCACAGAGGAAGCUGUGGAGAUACUCGGGAUGCAGAGGCGCCGGCCAGGUUGAAAGUCACCGUCGCAGUGUGUGUGUGCUGGCUGCAGACUUGAACACUGGAGAAAGAGGAGGGGGAGGAAGAGGAGGAGGAGGAGGAGGAGGAGGCGGAGGUGUGAUGCACACUAUCCACGGGCUGUGCCACCUGUGCAUCGGAUGUAGGCUGCCUCAGGUGACCAUCCUUCGAGGAAAGGAUGGAUAUGGCUUCACCAUCUGCUCGGAUUCCCCUGUGAGGGUGCAGGCUGUUGAUCCAGGGGGUCCAGCGGAUCAGGCAGGUCUGCAGCAGUUGGACACUCUCCUGCAGCUAAAUGGUCAGCCAGUGGAGCAGUGGAAAUGUGUGGACUUAGCCCAUGCUAUCAGAACCAGCGCCAAUGAAAUCACACUGGUGGUGUGGCGCACAGGCCCUUCAGCUAAGCCUAGUUUUGAGGGCCUCAUCCAUCGGCCCUCCUACAAGCCCUCAACUUCAAACUAUGACGCCCCCUCACCCCCGACUCGCAGGCGCGCACCAGACGUUGGAACCAGCAAAACCCCCCCAGCUGUGCCGCCUCUCCCAGCCCACCACCGUGCCACUGCCACCCGCAGGCUGCUGGUCAACGGCACAGAAGCUGGAAAUAGCAGCAGUAUAGGCGUAGGGACCCUGGCAUGGGGGGCCCAGGGAGGGUCGGCCGAGGAGCUGGAUGGGAAACCGCGUCACCUCCACCACCCUCAUACCGCCACACUAAAGGGUACCAGAGUGAAGGCAUCCAACGGGGACAACUACAUCAUCCUGGCCCCCAUCAACCCUGGAAGCCAGAUCUUGAGGCCUGUUUACCAAGACAACCAGGGAACGUUAGCUGCCAGGUUAUACCCCACACGGCAGGCCUCUGGUUCACAGUCCCAGAGUGGUGGUGGUGGCGGUGGCGGUGGGGGUCUCUCCAGCCGUACUGGCUUCCUGCGCCGCUCUAACAACUCCAAGACAACAAAGACGGCGUCCACCUCUACUAACGCCGGUGUACCUGGCUACCAACAGCAGAAUGCCAACUUUGCCAAUUACCAGAACUGUACCAUUGUCCGCUCACACACUCCACAUGCCAACUACGGAUAUGUCAAAGUGGCACCCAAGAUCCUUAUCUUCCCCAUCUUUGUUCAGCCUCUUGACCUCUGCAGCCGAGCUCUCAUCAUAUCUGAGGAGAUGAUACUACAUGAGAGCAAGCACCACUCACUCAAGGUUACAGUGUUCAUCUACAGUGACCUGAUGCUGGUGACAAGAGAGGAUGAGCCAGGCAGGUGUAACGUCCUUCAGAGUCCCCUGUACCUCCGACAGCUCCGGCUCCAGGACGAUUACGCUGAAGAACUGAGAUUCUACCUUAUUCACAUGACGGAGAAGUGUGACUGCCUGCUCAGCCUGGAAGCCUAUUCAGCAGACCAGAAGCGCCGUGUGUGUCAGUGCCUGAAGGACAACAUUGACAAGCAGCUCCAGCUUCACAGGAGGGAACCUUCCUUUCCGCAUUUUGAACAGAUGUUGGAGCCUAAGGUUGAUACCCCUUCCUGUGAGCUGGGCGGAGUAGGAGAUCGAGGAGGUGUGUGUCUCCACCUGCCCCCCCGCAACUCGGAAGGUGAGGAAAGCAGCCUAUAUCCCUCCAGUCCCUCAGAGCCCCCAACCCUGGGCAGCCCUCACCCCUCAGAGCCUCUCACCCCUUUGGAUGAGAUCUACAUGCCUCUCGGGGGUCUGAUGGGAUCUGAGGAGCGACACAAGGUACCUCCUACACCACCUCCUUCCACUGAGGGUGAGGAUUGGAAGAGUAUGGAGGGGAAUGAGAUGGAGCUCUGGAGAGAGGUGAAUACUUUGGAGAGCCGGAAAGAGGAAGAGGAGGAGGAUGGGGCCAGCAGAAAGAGUGCAGGAAGUGAAGGGGAAGAGAAAGAAGAACAAGAAGGAGAAGAAGAGGGAGAGAGGAAUGAAGAGGAAGGCAACUUGAACCUGGUGGUAUCAAACACAGAUGAGGACAACGCCUCGGAGCCACCUGACACCAACGCUCCACCCUCGUCUUCCUCGUCCUCAUUUGUCAUCCCUGAGCUGCGCCUUGAUCGCUCGUUUAGCGCAGAUGCCCUCUCCUCACCCAACACUGACGAGGAAGAGUACGAUGAAGAUGAAGACGAGGAGUCUGAGGAAGAGGACGAUGAAGACGACAGUGACGAUGCAUACCUGCAGCGCAGCGACAGCAAGCGCCGCAGCAUGGUGGAGGGUGCCACCUGUGAGAAGCAUGGAGGAGGGGGGCUCAGUGUGCAGAACUCCCUCCGCAGGCGCACCCACAGUGAGGGGAGCCUCCUGCAAGACCCCCGCACGCCUUGUUUCACCUCCGACAACGCCAUCAACUGCUUGGAGGCGGCAGGAGGGCACCACAAGGGCGGCUGGACACUCCCAUCACCCAAAACCCUGAAGAAAGAGCUGACGAAGAAUGGAGGCUCCAUGCAUCAGCUGUGUAUGCUGUUUGCUGGGAGGAAGCUGAGUUCUGGAUCCCCCUGUAGCUGUGAGGUCAGCCCCGAAGGAACAAAGAGAAAGAAAUCCAAGAACCUGGCCAAAGACAUGAAGAAUCGGCUGGCUUUCCUGCGGAGGAGGAAUGAAUCCCCAGGAAGCAACCCAGCCAGCAAGUUAGACAAAUCUAUGAAGUCAGUCAAGCCCACCCCGGAGGAAGCACUGAAAUGGGGGGACUCACUUGACAAGCUGCUGACACACAAAUAUGGUCUGGCAGCAUUCAGAGCUUUCCUGCGCACAGAGUUCAGCGAGGAGAAUCUGGAAUUCUGGCUAGCAUGUGAGGAAUACAAGAAGAUCAAGUCGCAGUCCAAGAUGGCCUCAAAAGCCAAGAAAAUCUUUGCAGAAUACAUCGCUAUCCAGUCGUGUAAAGAGGUAAAUCUGGAUUCGUACACCAGAGAUCACACUAAGGACAACCUGCAGAAUGUGACACGGUCUUGCUUUGACCUAGCGCAGAGGCGGAUAUACGGGCUGAUGGAGAAGGACUCAUACCCCCGCUUCCUGCGCUCAGAACUCUACGUGGACUUAAUCAACCAAAAAAAGCCCAGCUCCACUCCGACUUCAUCUUCGUCAUAAGGGACCAGAAAAAGAUCUAAGGAGAAGAGAAAGACGAUGACGAGAGAACAAAAAAGGGGCAGACUUGAAAAAAAGUGGGUGGGUGGGAUGUGAGGGUCUUUGUUUGCCUUUUUAUUUUUUACAUUUUUUUGUGUAUGUCAUCCUGUCCACUAUGUUGUGUUUUUGUUGUUAUGGUGUGAGAGGACGCGGCAAAGCUAUGGCACUGCAAAGGAAUGUAGUUUACACAGUUAACAGGUGGAUGGAUGAGUGAAUGGACUGGUGAAUGCAUGGAUGUUACUAAAAAGCCCACGAGUGAGGGCUGGAGCGGGAGCUGGACGCUUGUCUGAUCACUGUCUCUCUUUAGUUGUGGUGUCAGUCUUUUAGUAGUGUUUUUAAGUUUUCGUCCAGUUGUACUGGAGAAAAGGAGGGGUUGGUCAGAAAACCCUGCAGACAUGAAGACAGUCCGGUACUGUUUUGUCACUUUUUUUCCCUUAAUUUCCUUUUUAAAUCCCCUCCUUUCCUCCACCAUGUUCUCUGUGAAGCCACUUCAAAGCUGUCGGUACGACACAAAGUCCUUUUUCUUUGUGUAUUUUCUUUUUUUAUAAGCCUCCAAUCUGUAUGACGGAAGAGGAAAAAAAGAUGUCUGAAUGAAAGCUAGCGUUGGCUCUGUUUCACGCACAUCUCUGUUAAACACCUACACCCUCUAAAAGCUUCUAUAGCUUCCACCUCAUUCAGUUCAUCCCAAGACUGUGGGAAGAGUUCACCAGGGACAAAGACGGAGACAGCGACGGGCAAAGAACACAACACGUAUAAAUAACGGAUGGACUGGAGUUGUGAUGAAACACAGACGUGUGUCACUCUCACAUUAAAAGACAUUUAAAGUCACAUUCAAAGCCAGUAAUGGAAGAAAAAGACGACUUGCUUCCUGUCUCCAAAGACUGUUUACAACAAGGAAUGAAAACUGAAGAAGUAAAAAAAUGUUCCGUGCAGUCAAACGACAUUUCCUUUAAAGUUGUAGCUCAUUCUGGACUAAUCGAGGAAGCAUUCUCAGGACAUUGCCAUGACAGGUUCCAGCUUGGUUUCUUUUCUGUUUUUCUACACACUCACUGUUUUUAUAUGCUUUAGGGUUCCAACCUGCACUCCCUAGCUCCACUGAGCAAUACACAAGAAGUUGCUCACGUCGUAGUCGCAGGAAAAACAGUUGCUUCAUGUUGUUAUUUAUUUAGAUUAACUCGCUGGAUGCUUCUACAGACACCUUCACCUCCUCUAAAGCACUCAGCUAAAAGCUCUCACUUUCCUCUUAACCACCAAACAGGUCCAAUGCUGUCCUGAACUUUAAGUGCAAUAUUUUUUUUAAUUUUAUUUUAUUAUUAUGUUUGGUUUUGUUCAUUUAUUUGGAUAAUUUUAAAUUUUUAUGGGGAAGACGAACGGCUUGAGCUCUGUAUUAACUUUAUUUGUUAAGAGAAAAAAACAAAACGUAGAGCUAUAAGGUUGACUUACAACGUAAACUUUCAAGAACCAUAAGUAGUUUAAUGAAUUUUAAGCAAGCGAUUCUAACUGUGUGUUAACCCCCGGCAGCAGGCAGCUGGGGCGCAUUAUGGUUGUAAAUAUAAUUCUUUAAGAAAACUAUGUGAUAACACAUUAAAAACAAACAAAAAACAAAAAACCCAUAGGUCUCUGCUGGUGAAUGUGGGACCCAGCUGUAUCUAUGUAAAUAUGAGAGACUCAAAACUAUAAGAUGACAUGUAUUGUUAAAAAAAAAAAAACGUAGGUGAGCAAGAGCAGGUACAAUCUGCUCUUUUCCCUGGUCAUACACUGCUUGUAAGGAGUUUUCUGAAAUGCAUUUUAUCAUUUUCACUGUUUACAAUUCAAAAUGCAUCUCCUAUGAUAGCAAGUGAAAACAGUAGAGUACAUUUGGUGUCAAUGCUAAUGAUAAAUAAACCAACCAACUGAUGAAGUAA
This is a messenger RNA of Epinephelus lanceolatus (giant grouper), 5728 nucleotides long. RefSeq names its product regulator of G protein signaling 3a (gene rgs3a). Gene Ontology annotation, molecular function: protein binding. The record is from RefSeq and is a predicted model, not a curated record. Gene Ontology annotation, cellular component: nucleus; plasma membrane. Lineage: Eukaryota; Metazoa; Chordata; Actinopteri; Perciformes; Serranidae.